AGUGGAUGAAUGCAAAACGAUGUUAGUUUGUGCGCAUGUUCAUUUUUGUGAUUUCAAUCAACGUUUUGCUCAUAAAAGUAAGAAACUUUAUACAAGAAAAGAUGAGCAAAGCGUGAAAUAUGACGUCAUCCAUGCUUAUAAGGUUUGGUAGACAAGAAGAAGCACACAGACGCACUGCAGACUCUCUGCGCUCUUGCAACCCCACCAACGCCGCCGCCGCCGCCGCUGCCGACCGCCCCUUCCGGCGAAAAGUCUCGGCAGAACGACCAUGGCCAUCUGCAACCAAUCUCCCUUCAAACCCAUCACCACGCUCUGUCUCCCCAAACCCCACCAGCCCCGCAAGACCCGACCUUUCCUCGUCAAAUGCUCCAAGACCCAGCUCCUGUCCACCGACCCGGAGCCCGUCUUCACCUCCGUCCGCUCCUUCGCGCCGGCCACCGUCGCUAACCUCGGCCCCGGCUUCGACUUCCUCGGCUGCGCCGUCGACGGCCUCGGCGACCACGUGUCCGCGCGCGUCGACCCCGGCGUCCACCCGGGCGAGGUCUCCAUCUCCGAGAUCUCCGGCGACAACGCCGGGAAGCUCAGCAAGAACCCCCUCUGGAACUGCGCCGGGAUCGCCGCCAUUGAGGUCAUGCGGCGGCUCGGGGUCCGGUCCGUCGGCCUCUCGCUGUCCCUCGAGAAGGGCCUGCCUUUGGGGAGCGGGCUGGGGUCCAGCGCUGCGAGCGCCGCCGCGGCCGCCGUCGCCGUCAACGAGAUCUUCGGGGCGAGGCUGAGUACGGAGGAGUUGGUGCUCGCCGGGCUGAAAUCGGAGGAGAAGGUCUCCGGCUACCACGCCGACAACGUGGGGCCGGCGAUCAUGGGCGGGUUCGUGCUUAUCAGGAGCUACGAGCCCUUAGAAUUGCUCUCGCUUAAGUUCCCAGCCGAAAAGGAGCUCUUUUUCGUGCUGGCUAGCCCAGAUUUCGAAGCUCCGACGAAGAAGAUGCGGGCGGCCCUCCCGGCGGAAAUCGGGAUGCCGCAUCACGUGUGGAACAGCAGCCAGGCGGGGGCGCUGGUGGCGGCGGUGCUGCAGGGGGACGUGGAGGGGCUCGGAAGGGCGCUGUCGUCAGACAAGAUCGUUGAGCCGAGGAGGGCGCCGCUGAUCCCGGGGAUGGAGGCGGUGAAGAGGGCCGCGAUCGAGGGCGGGGCGUUUGGGUGCACGAUCAGCGGGGCGGGGCCGACUGCAGUGGCGGUCACGGAUGAUGAGGCGAGGGGUCGGGCCAUCGGGGAGCGGAUGGUGGAGGCCUUCAUGGUGGAAGGGAAGCUGAGGGCGGAGGCUGUGGUGAGGAGGCUGGACAGGGUUGGUGCUAGGCUUGUCAGCAGCAUUCCACGAUGAUAGCUCUUGCUGAUUCUUGCUACUUAGGCUUGUGAUAUUGGUGCUCGGAGUGAUUUUGUUCAUGAGGGAUUGUGGGUUGAAAUUUUGGUUGACAAUUACAAUUUGAGUCUGAGUGCAAUCAGUGCUCAGAAUGCAGAUUUGUCGUCUAUGAAUGAGUGGUCUUUUGUUGCAA
Molecule: messenger RNA, 1544 nt
Organism: Syzygium oleosum
Lineage: Eukaryota; Viridiplantae; Streptophyta; Magnoliopsida; Myrtales; Myrtaceae
Product: homoserine kinase
Exons: 1
Coding region: 269-1372 (367 amino acids)
Biological process (GO): L-threonine metabolic process
Molecular function (GO): ATP binding; homoserine kinase activity
Source: RefSeq, a predicted model, not a curated record